This is a messenger RNA of Miniopterus natalensis, 1106 nucleotides long. The record is from RefSeq and is a predicted model, not a curated record. NCBI's taxonomy places the organism in Eukaryota, Metazoa, Chordata, Mammalia, Chiroptera, Miniopteridae.
ACCCUUUGCAAAUCUGACUGGCACAGGACAGGAGUAGGCACCUAGCUCAUUGCUGCUUUGCCUUUCAGCCUCCCCAGGCCCCUUGCUGGGCCCCCACCCUGCUAGCUUUCAGCUGGGUGGGCUCUUGCCCCGCCCCCUGAAUGCGCUCUAAGGCCCUUUCCAGCCCCUCCCCCCGUAGGUGCAGAAGGAUGACAGACUGCUACCGUCCCCCAGGGAAUGAGACGCUGCUGAGCUCACCGGCCUCACGGGCCACAGGCACGGCCUUCCUGCUGCUGGCGGCGCUGCUGGGGCUGCCCGGCAAUGGUUUCGUGGUGUGGAGCUUGGCGGGCUGGCGGCCUGCACGGGGGCGGCCGCUGGCGGCCACCCUCGUGCUGCACCUGGCGCUGGCCGACGGCGCGGUGCUGCUGCUCACGCCGCUGUUUGUGGCCUUCCUGGUGAUGCAGGCGUGGCCGCUGGGCCAGGCGGGCUGCAAGGCCGUGUACUACGUGUGCGCGCUCAGCAUGUACGCCAGCGUCCUGUUCACCAGCCUGCUCAGCCUGCAGCGCUGCCUCGCCGUCACCCGCCCUUUCCUGGCGCCCCGGCUGCGGAGCCCCGUCCUGGCCCGCCGCCUGCUGCUCGCGGUCUGGCUGGCCGCUCUGCUGCUCGCCGUGCCAGCCGCCGUCUACCGCCACCUCUGGGGGGACAGCCUGUGCCAGCUGUGCCACCCGUCGCGCGCCCACGCCGCCGUCCACCUGAGCCUGGAGACCCUGACGGCUUUCGUGCUGCCCUUCGGGCUGGUGCUCGGCUGCUACAGCGUAACGCUGGCGCGGCUGCGGGGCGCCCGCUGGGGCUCGGCGGCGCGGGCCGGAACCACGGCGCUGGCCUUCUUCAGCUCCAGCGUCAACCCGGUGCUCUACCUCUUCACCGCUGGGGAUCUGCUGCCGCGCGCGGGCCCCGGCUUUCUCACGCGGCUCUUCGAGGGCUCCGGAGAGGCUCGAGGGGGCCGCUCCAGGGAGGGGACCAUGGAGCUCCGAGCUAUCCCUCGGCUCCGAGUGGCGGGACAGGGCCUGGGCAAUGGAGACCCAGGGGGCGGGGCGGCGAAGGACAGUCAAGAGUGGGACCCUUGA